Messenger RNA from Danaus chrysippus (African queen), 474 nucleotides. NCBI's taxonomy places the organism in Eukaryota, Metazoa, Arthropoda, Insecta, Lepidoptera, Nymphalidae. The record is from the annotation of a GenBank genome assembly.
UUGGAUCCUGCCGCUCCCGCUGCCGCUCCCGCUGCCGCUCCCGCUGCCGCUGCCGCUCCCGCUGCCGCUCCCGCUGCCGCUCCCGCUGCCGCUCCCGCUGCCGCUCCCGCUGCCGCUCCCGCUCCCGCUGUCGCUGCCGCUCCCGCUCCCGCUCCCGCUGUCGCUGCCGCUGCCGCUGCCGCUCCCGCUGCCGCUCCCGCUGCCGCUCCCGCUGCCGCUGCCGCUGCCGCUCCCGCUGCCGCUCCCGCUGCCGCUCCCGCUGCCGCUCCCGCUGCCGCUCCCGCUCCCGCUGUCGCUGCCGCUGCCGCUGCCGCUCCCGCUGCCGCUCCCGCUGCCGCUCCCGCUGCCGCUCCCGCUGUCGCUCCCGCUCCCGCUCCCGCUGUCGCUGCCGCUGCCGCUGCCGCUCCCGCUACCGCUGCCGCUGCCGCUCCCGCUGCCGCUCCGCUGCCCGCAAAAUUCGAGGCCGAGGCCUAA